Hylaeus volcanicus is the source of this 3023-nucleotide messenger RNA. RefSeq names its product proton-coupled amino acid transporter-like protein pathetic. The coding region runs from base 1025 to 2413 and encodes 462 amino acids. Lineage: Eukaryota; Metazoa; Arthropoda; Insecta; Hymenoptera; Colletidae. Gene Ontology annotation, molecular function: amino acid transmembrane transporter activity. The transcript has 8 exons. Gene Ontology annotation, biological process: amino acid transmembrane transport. Gene Ontology annotation, cellular component: vacuolar membrane. The record is from RefSeq and is a predicted model, not a curated record.
CCGUUCCUCGCGGAUUUUCCUGGACGCUCUCCGCUAAAGCGGUUUCACGAUCGAAUCGUCAUCCGCGUUAUCGACUCGUGAUUUUAAAAAUUUCUCGAAACAGAUUCCUGAAGAAUUCAAACACAUUAUCGUUGAAGAACGAAGCCGAAGAGGAAAUUCGAAGGUAGUUUUUGGUGAGGUACCGCUACGAUUAAGUAAAUAUCCGAUCGAGUGCUCGAAGAUCGGGGAACCUGGAAUAGUUGUAAAUCUCCAAAGAGUCGAAAGUUGAAAUUGAAAGUUUCGGAGCAUCGAGAUCGUCCGCGAUUGGAAGAGAUCCUGAAGUCCGUCCACAGUGACAAGUCAAGAACGAUUCGAUCAUUUUAACCGAGUCGUUCGUCAGAGAUCGAUGUGCUUGAGCUUCGACAUUCCUGUGGACUGCGCAUCCCGGGAAUUCCCGCAGGAAUAUCGAUAAAUUCCCGGUUCGUUGGCGUUCUGGGUCUCGGUACGCGGAUCGGACAGUUCUGUUGGCGAGCGCGAAAAAGCGCGGUCGUUCGAUUCCACGACCGGGCAAAGUUUAUCGUCGCCGUGGCAUCGCAUCUCAAUUAUCAGCGAUAAGAAAUAUCCCCGUGGACUAUCGAGCGAUCCCGAUCGAAGAGACAGAAGCCCGUAUCGUUGUGCAAUUUAUUUGUGCGUGGGAUUUAUUCAGCGGUGUAUCGUAGGCCAAUAAAUCAUACCGCGUUGACAUUGGCCGAGGCUGCUCCGAGAUCGGCUGAUAAAUCAUUAUCUCUUCGCAAUAUACUACCGGACUCUAGAAAAAGAUAAAAGUACCGAAGACGACGGGUGGAUCGGUAGUUCGGAUCGAUCGAAGGAACGGAUUGGAAGGGGGAUCUACGGAGGAUAAUGUGAAUAGAGAAUCGGCGGCGGAUCGAGCUCCAUUCUUUUCACCGCACGUGACAAACCGCGGGAACGAGGAAAUCGCCGACGGAUUUUUUCUUCUUCUUUUUCUCUCGAGCCUGGAAUCAGCCGUCAAAGGUGCACAUUCACCAUGGGGAAGGAUACGAAGGACACGUCAGCCUCAGAUAAUCCCAUGCAGGAGUUCAAUAGCAGCACUAAAAUUGCUACUAUCAACAUUAGCAACUAUAAUGAGAAAGAUGAACUCUACGAUCCCUUCGAGCACCGUGACAAGAAGAACACCAAUUCAGAUCUAGGUGCUUUGGCCCAUAUUCUAAAAUGUUCCCUGGGCACAGGAAUCCUCGCCAUGCCGAACGCGAUUAAAAAUGGCGGACUCUUGUUCGGUGGAAUCGGUACUGUAAUUAUUGGAAUUAUAUGUGCGCAUUGCGUUCAUAUACUGGUACGAUCCUCCCACGUGCUGUGCAAGCGAACGAAAACACCUAAAAUGACGUACGCGGAGACAGCGGAAGCAGCGUUUCUUUGUGGACCGAAACCAGUCAGACCUUUUGCAAACGCCAGUCGAAUAUUUGUAAAAAUUGCAUUGUGUUGCACGUACAUAGGUGGUGUGUGUGUGUACGUAGUCUUCGUAGCGACCUCGAUUCAACAGAUAGUCAACCAUUACAGUGGUGCGGAUAUAUCACUCCGUAUGUACAUACUCACGCUGAUUCCACCGACAUUAUUGCUGGGACAGGUGCGAAACUUGAAAUACAUGGUGCCAUUUUCCAUGGUCGCCAAUAUCUGCAUGAUGGUCGGGAUCGCGAUAACCCUUUACUACGUCUUCAGCGGUGUUCAAAUGUCGACAAAUGUGAAGUUGUUCUCGUCGUUCGAACAGCUGCCCAUGUUCUUCGCGACUGUGUUGUUUGCCAUCGAGGGAAUUGGCGUUGUGAUGCCCGUGGAGAAUAGCAUGCGGAAUCCGACACAUUUUCUCGGCUGUCCGAGCGUCCUUAACAUAACUAUGUCGAUAGUGGUGGCUAUGUAUGCUGUAUUGGGCAUAUUCGGUUACCUGACUUAUGGAGAAAAGGUUCAAGCGACCAUCACAUUGAGUAUACCAACUGAUGAAAUACCGGGACAAGCAGUAAAAAUUCUUAUUGCCUUAGCCGUUUUGUUUACUUAUGGUCUGCAGUUCUACGUGCCAAUGGAAAUUAUGUGGAACGCCAUAAAGGACAAAUGUAGUCACAAGUUCCAAGGCCUGUGCGAAACACUUAUGAGGAUUGUCAUGGUGAUUUUCUCAAUCAUCGUAGGGUUGCUAGUGCCCAACCUGGAACCGUUCAUUUCUUUGGUGGGCGCUGUGUUCUUCUCCGUCCUGGGCAUCAGCAUACCAGCGAUAGUGGAAACAAUUUCAUGCUGGGAGGGCCACCUGGGCAAAUUCAACUGGAGGCUCUGGAAGAACGGUGUGCUUCUGGUGUUCUCGCUGUUCGCAUUGGUAUCCGGCUCGUGGGUCUCCAUAAGGGACAUAAUCAAAGAAUAUACAGAAUCAAAUUAGUGGUUUCCUUCGAGGAAGAAGAAAUCACCGAAACCAGUAUACGCCAGAACAUCUUCUUGACGUUCGUUCAAGAAGAGCGACACUGUUACGAUUACCGCAACCUACGUUGCGUUGGAGCAUUUAUUCUUAAGACCUUUCAUGUACAUUCUGUAUUUAUUUUGACAUUCUAUUUAAGCAUCUUUUUGUAACACGAAUAACGUAAUGGUUAGUUUGAUUAUUAUGAAAUUAGUUGUAAAGUAUCGUCGCGUAUCGUUUCGCCCAGGAUUUGUUUCUUUAUUUGUAACGAAUUUAAAUUAGAGAGAAUUAGACGGAAGUAACGAUAAAAAAAAGAGCAUCGAUAGGAGGUAAAGUUUUAUUUAUUGUAAAUAUACGCAAUAGGAAAACGAAUUUUAAAGGGAGAAGUGAAAUUUUCGUACAUAUAAGAGUUUACUGAUAGGGUGAAUCUUGUUUAAUAGUGUACAUACAUUUAUGUAACGUAGCUGUAAGUGCACUUGAAAAUAUCGAGUUAACGAUCUAACUAUUAGAAGUAAUUAUUUUUUAUACGAAGAAAACAAGUGUACUUGAUUGUACGUAAAAUUUAUAUUAAACUAUUUAUAGAAUUCUAACACAA